AUGGAAAUACUGGCAUUAGUGGAAGACAUGGAAGUUCGAAGGAGACGAUUCCUAAUUGAUCCAGAGGUUCUUAUGAAACAAACAACCUCCGGCCAAAUGCUCUCCUACUGCAUUGAAAUUCAACAAUGGCUACCGAGUACGGAUUACAUGUGGGAUUUCUACGAAAUCGAAGGCACAAUAUCAAGUCGUAAUGUAUUCUUUCACCUGGUGGAUGCCUGA
Echinostoma caproni is the source of this 219-nucleotide messenger RNA. NCBI's taxonomy places the organism in Eukaryota, Metazoa, Platyhelminthes, Trematoda, Plagiorchiida, Echinostomatidae. The record is from the annotation of a GenBank genome assembly.